This is a messenger RNA of Wasmannia auropunctata (little fire ant), 2862 nucleotides long. RefSeq names its product venom prothrombin activator vestarin-D2. Bases 91 to 1725 code for a protein of 544 amino acids. Gene Ontology annotation, biological process: proteolysis. NCBI's taxonomy places the organism in Eukaryota, Metazoa, Arthropoda, Insecta, Hymenoptera, Formicidae. The record is from RefSeq and is a predicted model, not a curated record. The transcript is spliced from 10 exons. Gene Ontology annotation, molecular function: serine-type endopeptidase activity.
UGGCAUACAGCCGUCAAUCCCGAGCCACAUCGACGUUCGGGCUCACGGGUUUGCAGGAAUCGACCGGCAGCACGUCGCGAUCAUGACGCGAUGCGUCCGCGACAGGAGCACCACCGGCCUACCUCGCCGACGAAUCCGUCCCCGUUGCCGUCGAACCGUCUGCGCUCGUCGCCCCGCUGGCUGCGAUCCACCAAACCACCACUUCUGGUCAUGAUCGCCGACGACGUCGCCACAAUCUUCCGAGUCCUCGUCGUCCUGCUCGUCCUCGGUUACGCGGUUGCCGCUAACGGUCCGCAUAAUAACACAUUCGUCUUUGGAGUUAAGAGCAAUAUAAGCUGCCUCAAUUCGACCGAACAGCCGUCUGCCAUAGAGCAUUUGCCAAAGAAUAAUAGAGCGACAAAACUGUCGCACUUCACAAACUGGAGCGAAUGGUCGGUAUGCGAUCGACACUGCAUGCAAAAUCGCGUCAGGAGGUGCCGAUCAAAAAAAGAUUGCGGGACCACUGUACUUAAGGAGGAACGUGGUUGCGAGCAUAACAGAGAGGGUCGUCGAAGGCGAUGCAAACAACGCCAGCGUCGAGGACGUCGAAGAAACGAAAGAUUUCACGUGGUUCAAGUACCUAAAGAAGCAGAGCCUAGGCAUGGAAAGCGAAAAGGCAAAAAUACCAAGGAACAUCCUAGGAGGCAUUACGGAAAAUGGAGUAAAUGGUCGCCUUGCACGAGACUGUGCACUACUCAACGUCACAGAUGGUGCAGAAAGCCGGGCAUUUGCGGGCGCGAUGUGAUACGAGAGAGUGCCUAUUGCUACGUCGAAGGUAGCUUCUGCCAAAGAUGGAUCCAUCGAAAGAUUCAUGGUCGCCAUGAAGAAGAUGGCGAUGACUUCGUGUUGGAUGAGUUCGAGCUCAAUCCUAACACCGUGGAUAGCUUCGCUCCAGAGAAGAAUUCGAACGUUUGGAAAUGCGGAGUGGUGAACACUCAUAAAGGAUCCAGAUUAUCAUACUUUAUGCGAAUCAUCGGCGGUCGUCCAUCUGCACCUGGAAGCUGGCCGUGGCAAGUGGCCGUGUUAAAUAAAUAUCGGGAAGCUUUUUGCGGUGGAACAUUGAUAUCCCCAAGGUGGGUAUUAACUGCCGCGCAUUGCAUUAGAAAACGCCUCUUCGUUCGCAUUGGAGAGUACGAUUUAACGGUGAAAGAAAACACGGAAUUGGAGCUUAAGGUGGACUCGAUGAUCAUCCAUCCGGAGUACGAUGUCACUAACGUUGAUAACGACGUAGCUCUACUUCGUUUACCAAAUACUUUGACCCCGGAUCCUUCGAGAGGAAUCGCGUGUCUGCCCGCGCCAAAGCAGCCCUUACCGAAACAGUACUGCACCAUUAUCGGCUGGGGCAAGUCCAACGUGACAGAUGACUUCGGAACGGAUGUGCUGCACGAAGUUAAAGUACCAAUAGUGUCUACCGAGACCUGUCGAAAGGUCUAUGCGAGUUACGGAAUCACGGAUAACAUGUUCUGUGCGGGCUAUCCCCGUGGUAAAAUGGAUUCUUGCGCGGGUGACAGUGGGGGACCUCUGCUCUGCCGAGAUCCUCGGAAACCCGAUCAACCGUGGACAAUUUUUGGUAUCACUAGUUUCGGCGAGGGUUGCGGCAAGCGCGGUAAAUUCGGUAUAUACGCCAAACUAUCCAAUUACGUGCGUUGGAUUACGAAGGUGAUGAAGAUGAACGAUUACACUUAAGAACACACGAUGCCUAUUGUAACUGUAUUAUAACUGUAAUUAACGUUCCCGCAUAAACGAGCCUAGAAGUUGAAAAUAUGAUAGGCAAUCGGGAUACAAAUUUUAAGCUGUACAUCGAUAGGAUAAAAAAAAAUGCAAAGCUAUACAUUUGAAAGUACUAGGUAUAAAGUUAAUUAUGCUGCAAUCUGUUGGUACAUCGCACAUUUCAUUUUUUUUUUCAAAAAUGUUUAUAUCGUUUUGGAGGAAUGAAAUGUAACUGUUGCAGAAAUUACGCAGUCGAUACGUGUUUAUCGAUAGUAUAAAUACGUAUCGUAUUAUAUUUUUCUUCAUCGUGGUGACGAGUAGCUCAUUGCAAAAGUGGCUGAUUCAUAGGAUUCAGUUCAUGAAUCCCUAGUUCGAUCUUGACUUUGUCUCACAUAUAUCUUGAUUUUAUCGAAGAUUUCACGGUUUCUCGUUGUCCUCUUUGUCAGAGAGAGCAACGGAAAAUAAAUUUGAUUAUUACUUCUCAGAAUAUAAAGAGAAAAGAUAAAAAGUGAAAAAUGUUUUUAACUUAUAAAUAAAUAAAAUAAGAAAAGAGCGUAAUUGCCUUCCAAGUUAUUUGUGUGCGAGAUAAGUUAUAUAAACACAAAAUACAAUGAUAUGUGCGCAAUCUGUAAACGCUUCAAUCUUUGAUUAGUUCAUCCUCGUUCGAGGAUUAAGUUGAAACCUUUACGGAAUGCGCGCACAUUUCUGUGUGUCUUAUGUGUUUAUAUAUAUUAUCUGCUAUACAAAUAAUUUGCAACUAUCAUGCUUUUUCCUUGUUUUAUUUAUCUAAAAGAAAAGCUUGUUUCACGGCAGCCCCUUGAAGUCAUGCAGCCGUAAAACAGCUCUCUGUAAUUUAGCGGAUUUAGCUCCGACCUUGAUAUGUUGUCAACCUAUAUGAAACCUCGCUUCGUGUUGUAAAGCGUAUGCAGCGGACAUAGUGACAGACAUCAAAGUCAAAGUUAUCGGAGCUGGAUCCCCUAUAAAUAAUUACCUAGCUGUCUAGAGAAAAUAAUUGUUAAUGUCUAAUAUAUGUUUAAUACGUCACACUAAAAAAGAUCCCGCAUCUUUGAACGACGUAUCGGUGACUACGUACUAAAAUAAUACAUAGAGAAA